CUCGACGAGGCUUUUCUCACACACGCCAUGCCGUCGGUGCCGACGACGCGCUAGGCUGGUUUAGCCUCCCUACUCACCCCCCAUCCUUGCCAAGCCAAAAAGACGGCGGAGACACGGGCAAGGGCCAUGGAAGAUGCACCGCACGUGUGUGCGCCUAGAACGAACGGUACUUCUUACCCGUCGUGUACACCUGCAGCACUCUAUCGGUGCCCCUUCCGUCUCCCUUCCCCCAAUCUAAUAAGCCAAGCCAAUCCAGUUUGUUGGUUCUGUUCCUUAGUGUCUACUUUUGACCCCUCGGUGUAUCUCACUUGCAGCUCGCUACCCUGAGUGUGGACAGAGGGGCAACUGGGCAACAAUUCCCAUGAACAUGUGUAUACAUGAGGUGGAUAGGAUAUGCAUACCUUGAGGCGUUCUCCGCGCCUGCCCUACUAUCUUACUCAAAAGCCACCCGUCUCCUUCAUCCUGCUCGUUCUCGCCUUCUUCUGCCUUUCUUACUCUCUUACGUUUUCCCUUCUUGAGCAAACAACACCUUAAGCACGGACAGACAGCAUAGCCAACCUUAUUGCAAAUUUAUCGAAACCGCCAGAGCAGACCCACACGCCGCCGUACCUGGGAGAUAUUCUCUCUUAUUAUACUCCUGGACCUUGGUCGCAUACUCUCUCGGCACGUCCCGGCCGUGUUAUACAGAGCAACCAACCUUGAUAGCAGUCAGCAGUGCGACCAGACGGCUGAGCUAUCAGCCCGACUCGAUUCUCACCUGGAGCAAUACAUUGUGCUCACACCAUCCUCCAUUCCCUCCCAAGAACGUGGAGGUCGAACUCGAAAGUGUGCCAGGCAGUCAAUGCCCAACGGCUCUACCCCCAGCGGCAUCAUUUCUCUUUCUCAAUGGGUAUUCUAGCUUUGGAGCCUCAUUCCCGAUUGGCCGCCCCAGAUUCUCCUCCCGGGCUGGUUAGCCCUUCUUCAUCCUCGUACUCCUCCAGACCAUCUCCUCCCGUGGAAAAGCUUUGGAACGCCAGAUUCGGCCCCCUCUCUCCUCCUAUGUCGAACUACGAGCAUGGCUCGACGGCCGAUAUGUCCACUGUUGGCAAGAGUCAUGAUGACGGCUCGAGCCGUAAGAAUUCGGCACAGAGUGCCCCUCGGCAGCAACUACCAUCAUUGAGCAGCUUGUUUGGCCCCCCGUCCUCAGUCAGGCCUUUGCACUCCCCAUCGUCCGACCGCCCCGGUACAUACCCGGCAACAUCUCCCCUGGACUGGCCCCGCAUGCCACAGCCUCAGGGCGAUCGUUCGUACGCCGCCUCGUACUUCCCUCCGCAGGAGACUUCACCGACCAUGUCCCAACCGCGGAGUACCUAUGAUGCGAGAUACGACCAUGAGAGGCAGGCGCUGCAUGGGCUGUCUCGUUCGUUCUCAGGGUCUGGGUCUCCAAGGUACCGUGAGCCAGAACACCCGCGCCCGGAAUCCAGAUCCGACGUUGGCUUGGGUAGCAGUAAGUGGUCGAUGCACAACGAGGCGGGAAAACACGAGUACGCCCUGGUCUCCAGAGAGAGCCAUCCUACACUCCGGGCCACGCAUGACAGAAUGUCGUACCAGUAUCCCAGCAACAGAGACGCGGGGUCCUCCUACCGAGACCACCGCCCCUCGUCCGGGUCCAGCUUAAUGCAGGCAUCGGCACAAGCCAGUACCUCGAGCUCGGAAGGGAUCCCGUCAAAAGAUGGACUCGGCCCCAAGAUCUGGACGGGAACCCACUUUCUUCCCCGGUUCGUCCGUGCCGCCGAGGUGCCAGGGGAGGGCAUGUGCUACUUUUACGACGAUGGCAGCCACUGCAAGACUGUCAUUGACGGCGAGGCUGUCAAUGCCCACUGGGGCGUGACCAAGGCUGGAAAGCCAAGAAAGAGACUGGCGAUUGCGUGUGUCACCUGCAGAGAGAAGAAGAUCAAGUGCGACCCCGACUAUCCCCGCUGCGUGCAGUGCGAGAAGUUUGGACGGAUCUGCAAGUUCAAGAACGCACCACGAGGCGGCCACAAUACGUCUCCAUCAACGCCUCCUGCUGAACCGGAAGACAUGAGGCGUAUGGGGGGCUCGGCCAACCCGAGCGACAUGCGCCGUCCUGGUAGUAAUUCCAGCGCCUCUGUUUCCCCUCGUACCACGUACCGCCAACCGAGCCCGGAGCCCUCGAUGCCUCACAAGAGGAUGCGACUCGGCUUUGACUCUUCCUCCUCGAUGAGGGACGAACCUAUGUCUUUUGGCGAGACGGCCAAGACAAGCAUAUCCUGGCAGCACCGUCAGCCAAUUGAGCUUCCUCGUAUUCACGAGAAUGUGCUGAACCGAGCAUGGCAAUCAGAUCCGUACGUCUCCGACCCUCAGUCAAUUAACACCGUAAUCUCCUCCUUCUUCGUACACACCGACAGCACCAUGGCCCUUCGUUUUUUGCCCGAGACAGCGUUCAAAUCCUGGGUGAUCGGAAAUGCUCAUACAAAGUCUCCAGAAGACCUGAUGCUCACCUAUAGCAUCCUCGCCGUCGGUGUCGCCUUGUCGGGCGGGCUCAAGAGAGUCGCCCACGAAUACGCCCAAGUCGCCCGCUAUGCGCAAUAUCGCGCUGCCUCGGGUCUACAACUCGUGCAAACGCGGCUCUUGCUAGCCCUCUACUAUCUGUCCAUAUCUGACCCGGACGAAGCAAACGCGAUGUCGAGUGCGGCGAUCUCGAUGGCUACGUGCCUGCAGCUGAACUUGGAGCUCGACAAAUCGAUCAGCGCGCAUCUGACUGUGUUCCCGUACGGCUUAGCCAGAGCGGCUUAUGCGGAAAGCAGGAGACGGACGUACUGGGCAUGUUUCGUACUUGAACGACUGAACGGCAAGUUCCCGAACCGUUUAAGCACCCUCGACGCCAGGGAUAUCUUUAUUCGGUUACCGUGUGAAGCGGAAGUGUUCGAAAAGCAAGAGGAGUCGUAUGCCCCAUUCUUCUCUACAAAUCCGUCCAGCUCGUCCAAGCUCGUCGACACGCCAUUGUCGUUGUCGGCCUAUCUUGUCCAGCUAGUCAGCCUUUGGGCAGAGGUUAUGUCUAACAUAUACAGAGCCGCCCAGGGCGUUCCUUUGGAUAGAGAUACUGCCCCUUCUAUUGAUAGCACUAGGGAGAGGUUCAUCAAGUGGCGGGAAUCCCUUCCCGAGCGAUUCACCUAUAGCGCUGACAACAUGGAACUGGCUGCUCAGGAUGGGACUCUCAGCACAUUCCUCACAGUCCAUCUCCUGCACCAUCAUGGACUGAUUAAACUUCACCGGCACAUGUGCACUUCGGAGCGGCUAGCCCCGGCGGACCGAUUGCAAUACUUGUGGCGAGUAGGCGAAGAGUCGAGUCGAGUCUUGGACAUGAUGAGCGCGUUGGAGGUGCUGCUUCAGGCCCGGCGAACUCCGCUGAGCGCGCCCCCACCAUUCAUGAGCAACAUUAUCCUGGAAGCCGCAGACGUGGUAACUGCCGAGGGCGCCUUGUCGGAAGCGUCAGUCCUUAUAGACCGAUUGGCUGUCGCAAGCGCCGUUGUUGACGCCGCAAGUACGAUCUGGGAAGAAGCACGAGCCCAUCGAGCCGCCCUCGAGCAUCGACGGGAUGCCAUCAGGAUUAUACAGGACAGCAAGCCCGGCGAUGGGUCCUCGACCGGCGGCAAAGUUUUCAUCAACAACGACGAGAAAAAAGACAGCAGGCGACUGCCUCUAGGAAAAUGCUGGCAGAUGGAAGAGCCAAUGGAUACGAUGUUUCGCAAAUUCGCGGACAUUGUCUACACACGGAGUUGACCCCCCACCCACAGUGCACCGAAUUCUGGGUCAUUUUUCUUAUUCCAUUUACACUGCAUCUACGGCGUCCGGGGUGGCAUUUGAACAUUUUGUUUGCUUAUUUCCCUCAACUUCUCGGGCGUGUAUUGGAGAGACGUGAGGUUUUGGAAAAGCACACAUUGGGGUUGCCGAGUUUGGCAUUUCAUACCCCUUGUCCAUGUAACAUCAUAUACCCUGUACAUGAAGAUAUCAAUUUAAGGAAACAAAUCAGUCAGGACAGCAAAUGCAGGCGGGCAUGGCGAGAAACAAGAGAGAGAGAGAGUCAUAGCAUGUGCCAUCUGUGGAUGGUGAGAGCUACCUAGGCAAGCUAGGCAACACGAGACGAAGACGAAAGAGAAAGAGGGGCGAUGCAUCC
Molecule: messenger RNA, 4177 nt
Organism: Colletotrichum destructivum
Lineage: Eukaryota; Fungi; Ascomycota; Sordariomycetes; Glomerellales; Glomerellaceae
Exons: 2
Coding region: 886-3783 (965 amino acids)
Biological process (GO): DNA-templated transcription; regulation of DNA-templated transcription
Cellular component (GO): nucleus
Molecular function (GO): DNA-binding transcription factor activity, RNA polymerase II-specific; zinc ion binding; DNA binding
Source: RefSeq, a predicted model, not a curated record